This is a messenger RNA of Aspergillus piperis CBS 112811, 731 nucleotides long. RefSeq lists its product as uncharacterized. The coding region runs from base 279 to 731 and encodes 150 amino acids. Lineage: Eukaryota; Fungi; Ascomycota; Eurotiomycetes; Eurotiales; Aspergillaceae. The record is from RefSeq and is a predicted model, not a curated record. The transcript has a single exon.
GCAAUGUUCACGGAGCUUGCCUGCACUAGAUAGGGAAGGUUCUGAAAAGAUCAGUUAAUCCGGUACGCCCUGGUUCGUAUAUAAGGACAUCAUCUUCGCACUGUCUUGUUAGAAAGAUCCCAAACACAAUCAAAUCAGUCUUUCCUUCCUACAUCAUCCAGAUAUUAUAAGCCAUAGCACUCCAUACCAAAGACACUCUUUUCAUUUCAAACACCAUUCCGCUACCCAUCUCUCAUCCUCGACUUUUUCAUGAGAACCAUAAGUGCGACAAGACCAGAAUGUCAAGCAAAUUACGCCAAAAAUGGCAUACAUUCCUUAACCUCCCCCGCCAAUCCGACAUUACAUGGCACAAAAGUCGUCUCAGCGAAGAGCUUUCCGAGUGGCGCAAGGCAACUACACCCCUGGCCCGACUAAGCGAGACCUCGGACGUCCUAUUCACAAUAUCUCGCGCCGAACAUGAUGGAUUUCCUAUCCCUUUUCGCCCUGCUUGGUCGCGGACGUAUAACGCAUUAGCCAGUACCUAUAUGCUGGGCAAGUUCACAUCGCGAUGGUAUUUCUAUCGCGUGGCUGCGUAUUUCGCCGGAAAGCACGACUGGAGGGGCGUUAGAGAGGUGGUGAAUCCGAGGAAGGGGAUGAAAUUGGAUGAAGUUGCAGACAGACAUGGCAUAGAUAAGGCAAAAUUCGGUAGAGUUGGAAGACUAUUAUUAUGGGCAUUGCCAGUCUUUCCCUGA